Molecule: messenger RNA, 1738 nt
Organism: Drosophila mojavensis
Lineage: Eukaryota; Metazoa; Arthropoda; Insecta; Diptera; Drosophilidae
Product: putative gustatory receptor 59b
Exons: 2
Biological process (GO): sensory perception of taste
Cellular component (GO): membrane
Source: RefSeq, a predicted model, not a curated record
CAAGCUGAUCUUCAGCAUGAAUGCGAUAUUUGUAUUAAUAAUUGUAAUUUGUUUAAUUUAAUGUUUACUUUUACCCAGUGCAAGGCACUGCAAAAACAGAAACAACACCAAAAACGAAUUGAAGAGACAAAAUCCAACCGGAGCCCAUUUGAAAGAAGUGCGACUCAUGUAGUUUUUAGUUGGCUGGACGGAAUAAAUAUUUGUUUAUUCAAGCCGGAAGCUCUCAUGUUUAUUAUUAUCACUGGAAGGACAGCAUGAUAUUUCUGUUUGUUUGUCCAACGGCAUUUAAGAUAUGUGUAAAAUGAAUAUGGAUGCAGUAUUUAAGUGUUUAUUGAGUUUCGUUUGUCUAAAAAUAUAAAAUAAAAUUAAUAGUAGUAGGACGGAAACGUAAAUCGAAACUAUGAUAAUUUAUGUAUACACCCUAUGGGCAGGUGCGUCUGACCUUCUAAACUAUUAUAGCAAUCGAUUCAUUGUGUAAAGAGCAUUACAAAUACUUUAUACUCCCUAAAUAGUAAUUGGUUUUUAUCUGACGAUGCGGUAGCCGAGAUACAAUCAGCAUUUGGAAAUGAGGCCCUCGGCUUAACAUACAACACAAUAUUUAGUUACGUAUUAUUCUCCGUUAGGCAUGGUCAGCGAGUUUCUUUUGCGUAUCUGUCAGAGCUAUUCGGUAUUUCUAGGCGUUAGCUCGUACUUUCGCGUAUCGAAGAAUUAUCGCGAGACGUGGCUGACGCGCGGCUAUGUCCUGGUCGUGAAUGCCCUGACGCUAAGUCUGCUGCCCUUGGUCUUCUGGCUGUCCGCCCAGUACGUCAGGAUAGCCAGCUGGUUUCCAAAUUUGUUGACCUAUACCACAUAUAUACUCUACACGGUGUCCUAUGCGACUAUAGCAUACACUCUGAUCUCGCGCUCCUGCCGGGAUAAGGCGCUGCUGGAGGUGGACAGGAUCGUGCAGCGAUUGAACCGCAGGAUUGCACAGGAUGUGCGAAUUGGGCAAUCUGUCGGCAGCAGACUUGGCCAUUUGCAUAGUUUGAAGCUGGGCUCUGUGCUGUUCGUCUGCGUGGCCAGCUUGCUAGCCUGUCUGACGAUACCUAACAAGCCAAAGCUGAGCGUUUUGCUGUGCGUCUUCCUAUACAGCAACGCCAAGAAUAUUCCCCUGCUCGCCGUCUAUCGCUAUUAUCUGGCUCUGUGGGACAUCGCCUGUUGCUAUAAGUAUCUCAAUAAGCAGCUGGCACAGCUUCUGCAUCUGGAUAGAGGGAUCCAAGAUACUCCGUCGCGUCGCCAGCUGGAGCAGCUGCAGCAUCUGUGGAUGCUCCACAGCCUGCUCACGUGCUGCACUCAGAGGCUCAACAAGAUCUAUGGGUUGCUUAUGUUGGCGGCGCGCUUUGACAAUUUGGCAUUCUUUGCGAUUAAUACCUAUUGGGGCAUAGUCUUCUCAUUUAGCGUUAAGGCACCUUUCUAUGUAACCCUCUUCGGGGCCUCGAACUACUAUGUGCAUCUGCUGGACUUUUAUCUAUUGAACUUCAUAUGUGAUCAGACCAUGUGGUACCAGAGCGUGAUACGGCAUAGUCUCAGCGAGGGGCAUUGGUCAAGGGAGCUGAACGCCUUUGUCUUGUACGUCUGCACUUCGAAGCUGGACUUUUGGGUUUGCGGUCUCUAUAAGGUGAAUCGUCGCAGCUGGUUCCAAAUGCAGAUCUCUAUUAUUACAUUUUCCAUUUUGUUGCUGCAGUUUCAUUUGUUGCAC